Molecule: messenger RNA, 432 nt
Organism: Lactuca saligna
Lineage: Eukaryota; Viridiplantae; Streptophyta; Magnoliopsida; Asterales; Asteraceae
Source: the annotation of a GenBank genome assembly
AUGCUCUUCUCUUUGUAUCUUAAGUAUGGAAAGCCUCAAUUCAAAAUAUGGAGUUUACAGAAGAUUGUUGUUGUGAAGGUUUAUGCACCUGUUCCGACUGAAAACUUCAUAAGCAUCAAGUUCAAAGGAUUUCGAGGAACAAGUCGAUCGGAAGAUGAAUUUACACUUGCUGAUUUACCAUGUAUGAAUCUAUACGAUUGGAUUUCUUUGUUCUUAAUUUUGUCCAAAGAUGAACAGAAGUACGAGCCGAUCGUAGCUCAUUUGAAGAGGAUGCUUAUUUGUUACAUUCAUGAGAUUGCAAAGAUGGAUGUAGAAAUAACAUAUGUUCUGAAGAAAAAGCCGAUUCUGAAACCUGAGGAGGAAUCGAAGGAUCUCCAUAAGAUGAAGCUAGGCAAAAUCCGAAAAGACAAUUGGAGUGUUGUGUACCAAUAG